Tripterygium wilfordii is the source of this 981-nucleotide messenger RNA. RefSeq lists its product as uncharacterized. The transcript is spliced from 3 exons. Gene Ontology annotation, cellular component: mitochondrial large ribosomal subunit. The record is from RefSeq and is a predicted model, not a curated record. The coding region runs from base 131 to 781 and encodes 216 amino acids. Lineage: Eukaryota; Viridiplantae; Streptophyta; Magnoliopsida; Celastrales; Celastraceae.
GAACCACCCGUCGGCCCAGACUGCAGUGUUCUCAGUCCAAACUCUCCAGCAUUUCACUCCACUCUUAGUUGUCAUGCGCCGCAACAGAAUGCAGAGAUGGAAUGGUCUCACGUGCUCCCAUCUUCGCUAGAUGGCUAUCGUUUCGUCACUCACUCCUGCACCAAAUUAUUCGUUGGAGUCUCUUUCGAUUUGUACGUCUUUGAUUUAUUUCAUUCGUAAGUCAUUCGGCCCGAAAGUUCUUGCUCCACCGAGAGCCCCUUCUUUCCAAAGAGCAGCGGCUCGUGCAUUUCGUGAAAUCCUUGUUUUGCCAGACUUAUUCUCUACUCUCGCCGCUUUCACUGAAGGUUCUUUCGCCGGAUAUCAGAGGAUCUCCAGUCAGAAAGUUUAUAGGAAGAUGUUGAAGUUCCUGUCGAAGGUGCGCAUUGAGUUCAAUGCCUUGGACCCACGCUUAGCCUCUUCCAUGGAGUUCUUGGCCCAGUGCAAUGCACGCAAAGCCAAGGAAUCCAACCCUGCCUGCCAGGUCACGGUCAAGCGGCGGACAGACGACCACCCUCCACAGAUUACGGUCACCUUCGUUAAUGGAGUUGAGGAAACUUUUGAUGCAACUAGCACCCCAGCCCAGGACAUACGUUCCAUGAUCCUCGAGAAAGGCCAGUUCCUUGAGACCGAGCAGAUGUUCCAAGAGGCCGGCGAGAAGUGGCCUGUCGUCAUCCCUGAAGAGGAGAUUCGCAUGCCUGCUCCUGGAACCAAGCCGAGGAAAGCAGAAGAGAAGAAGCAGUGACCGGCUUUUCCCCCCUUUCAGAUGAUGGCAGCCAUCAAAGACUGCACCACUGAAUUUGAGCCUUAGAUUACAUUGUUGGACAUUAUUUUGAAUCCUGUUUCCAACUGUAUCUCUACUUCAUCAUAAAAGCUUUGUAAUUGUUGAAUUGGAAUUCCUUCAAAUAUGAAGUGAUUUUUUUACUUGCAUUGAAAUUUUGAAAA